AAAUUUCUAAGAAAUAAAAUUUUAAAUCUUCAAAUGAAAUGGUUGAAUAACCUUGAUCAUCACACCAAAACAUGUGACAGGAUACAUAAGUCAGAUAUAGCCGGAAAAAGCAUAAGGAUGGGACUUUUAGUACUUCUGAUGAUUUUUACAUUAACCCAUGGUGCUACUCUGUCCUCUACAGGAGUUUCAAUAGAUCCAAAUACAGUUAAUGCUGAUUCUACUUUAAGUUUAUAUUCUACACUUGCUACUAUUGUUCCAGCAGGAGGAAGACUGGUUUUAACGUUGCCAAGCACAAUGAGUGUUUCUACCGCGACUACAUUAUCAUGCUUAUUCACUGAACCAUCUAGUUUACCAAUAGCAAGUUGAUCUAAUGUUGGAAAUGUAGUAACAAUAACAUUGGGAACAACUCAGUUAUCGAAUUCAUUUUUUCAAGUCAAUAUUUUGAAAGUAGUGAAUCCUCCUAGCACGACUCCGACGAAUACCUUUAUUUUUAGGACUGAAGACUCUUCAGGCACAACUCUUGACCAACAAACUACAAAUAUAUUACUUGUGGCAACAUCUGGAGCACUGAGUUCUAUCACUCUAACUCCAGCAAGCCAAGUUGUAGGAGAGACUACUACACUCACUCUGUCUUUUCAGAACACUCAUACCAUAAUGACAGGAGGAAAAAUUAAGGUAACGUUUCCGAAAUGGAAUCCUGGAGCCCUGCUUGAUAGCCAGAAGCUAUCAAUGAUAGAAACAGGCUUUGCAAUUACAUCAAUAACAACGAAUCUGAACAGUGGAAGUCUGUCUGCAACAUUUACAAAUGAUGUGUUAACUCUUUCUAAUGCAGUAACUUCAGAUAUUGCUGCAGGAAGCACGAUUACUUUUAGUGUAACUAAUUUUAAAAAUCCAAUAUCAACAGCUACUCAUUCUGGGUUCACAGUCCAGACGACUGAUUCAAGUGACGGGAUAAUAGAUACUGGAACUGCCACAAUUCGUAUAACGACAGCAUCAGCAGUAUACAAUGGGGCUUUUACAGCCUCAACCACUUCAGUUGUCCAAGAAAACUCUGUAUUUAGAGUCAUUUUUCAAGUCCCAGUUCCUCUAGAAUCUGGAUGUAUAGUUGAAAUUAAGUUUCCAACUGAUUUUACAUCCUUUUCAAUCAAUGAAGUUAGGGGCUACAGUCUUUUUGGAGGAUCAAUAGUCAAAAGCGGAGGGAGUUUCAAUGCUGGAAGCAAUACAUACACUCUUCCAAACUCAUGAACAAGCUAUGUUUCAAGUGGGACUCAGGGUAUUCUUGACUUUGACUCUAUACAAAAUCCUCAAUCAAUAAAAAUUACAGGAAGUAUCGAGAUAUAUGUUAAGGAUUCCUCACAGUAUUUGAUCGGACAGCUUACAACGGGGGUAACUCAUACUUCUACUACAGGAACAAUCACAAGUGUAAGCCUUAUACCUGAAAAUACUAUUGUUAGUACCUCUACAUCGGCCACUCUAAAGUUCUUGCCCUCUCAUAACCUACUUGCUGAUGAGUCUAAGAUUAUAAUUACUUUACCGUCUGAUGUUUCUGCGACAGAUCAAUCUACAACUACUGCUUGAUCCAUAACAGACCUUCAGUUUAUCUCUCCUACAGUGACUUGAACAAUAAUUAGUAACGUGAUUACACUCAUUGAUCCAUUCAGUGUGAAUUAUAUUCCCUCGUCUUCAGAAAUUAUUCAAUUCAAGUUUUCUGGUAUGACAAUGCCUCCUUCACUAAAGCCACCUGGAAACAUUGUAAUUACCACAAAGAUUGGCACUGGCUCGACAUUUUAUGAUGUUGAUACCAUAUCUACAAGCGGAAAUUUUGUAUCAACAGUUGGAUCAAUGACAGAUUAUAAGGCAACUCCUACCAGCUUGGUUGCAUAUGCUCAGACAAUAUAUACUUUUACGUUCAAACCACAGCAUAGUAUCUUACAGAAUGGGUAUUUGACAGUGGACUUACCUUCACAAAUUAGUAUCCCUGAUGCUGCUACCUCUGCUGCAUCUUGUGCUUCAAUUUCAGGAUUUUUAACAACAAUAUCUUGUGCAGUCUCAGAUAGAAAAAUUACUGUAUCUAAUGGAUUCACAAGCGGGAGCUUAGCAGCAGGGACAGCUGUAAGCUUUUCGAUAAACGGAAUCCUAAACCCUGUCUCUUUAAGUACUACUAGCUCAUUCACAUUUACUACAUUUGAUUCUAGUAAUUAUCAAAUUGAUGUACGAAUUUCAGGAAUUACAGUCACCAUGACUUCUGUUGGAGAGCUUCAAAAAGCUGAAAUAUCAAUUCCUUCACCUAUAAAUGGAGCAACUAAUGCGUAUUCAUUUACUUUCAGAGCAAGCUCUCCUUUGAAAGAUGGAGAUAGGAUGUAUAUCAAAGUUCCUAACACAGUAACUCCUCCUUCAUCUCCAACAUGUACUGGGACUACCCUAUUAGCAAGCUCUCUAACAUGAAAUACCUUAAACAAGGAAAUAUUUAUAACUAUAUCAGCUGCAAGUGGAAGCACUAUUGAUGCAGGACAAGAUUUUGGAUUUUCUAUCUCAGGAUUUGUCAAUCCUACAAGUACGAGGCCUACUGAUUCCUUAACAUUUGAAGCACAAGAUUCAACAGGAUCAUCUAUUAAUCGCUAUACAGUAUCACCAGUGACAGUAACUACAACUACAGCUGCUUCGAUCACAACUGCAUCAAUUUCAAAUGAAAAUAAAUUUGCUUCUCAAAGUGUGACUAUAAAUUUGAAUUUCACAACAAUCCAUGAGAUUCCUCAAAAUGGGAAAAUCAUUGUGACUUAUCCAUCUGAAGUGUCAACCUUCAGUGCUUCCGCAACGACGCUUACUUGUAGUCUUAAUAUUGCUGCUAGCCCAACAUGCACACAUAUUUCCUCAAGCAGAGCGAUUGAGAUCAGCAAUAUUCUUACUUCAACUUUCUUGGCCAGCAAUACUCAAGUGAGGAUGACUAUCAAUGAAAUGAAGAAUCCGAGUGCUGCAACAGCUUCUAGCUCAUUUAAAAUUGCCACUUAUGAAGUAGCGUUAGGGAAUAAUUAUAUCAUUGACCAGAUCUCAACAGGUCUGACUAUUGCUGCUAACUGUAAUUAUCCUUGCAAGACAUGAGGCACAACAGAUAAAUCGCAGUGUUCCAGCUGACUUCCUGAUAGCUCAGGCAGCACCCUUUUCCUACAGACAACUACUAGUGGGGGAGUAUCCUCGACUACCUGUGUGAGUAGCUGAAAUACAGACUAUGUUGAAAUCAGCGGUGUCUGAGAACCCUGCGAGAAUAAUUGAGGAGCAUGUUUAGCCACAAACAGAGGUAGCUGAACACUUUGUGGAAAAACAGCUGCUAGAUUUUUGGUUGGAGAUAGAUGCACAAAUAGCUGUCCUUCAGGGACAUAUGGCAAUACAGCAACAAAUAAAUGAGAAAGCUGAGUAUUUCCAUGUCAAACAUGCACAAGCUCUACCUCUUGAGAUUCAUGUGCUGAGUUUGAUUCUUCUGGCAAUCCUUCAACUCUAAUAAAAUUUGAAAAUAAUGAAUGAAAAGCAUCAUGUACAGCUGAUACUUAUGUUGAUGUCAAUGAUGUAUGCACUCCUUGUUCAUCGAGCUGAAGUAAAUGAUCGGAAAGAAUUGAUAUUUGUACAGAAUGAGCAUCACCUUUAGUGCUAGACAAGACCACAAGCACUUGUCAAUCUUCUUGUCCAGCUGGAACAACAAUCUAUAAUUCUGCUUCAAAUAGUUGUGAAGUCUGAAAUACAAAUUGAGCUACGUGCACUGGAACUAUAAAUACUUGUGCAACUUGAAAUAAUGGGCUCUUACUUACAAUUAGCAAUACAUGUGCUACAUCUUGACUUACAAGGGACACUUUUGUAGAUAGUUCCAAUCAUUGAGUAAAAUGAACAACAGGAUGUUCAAGUUGAAGUGGUACAGCGAGUUAUUGAGAUAAGUGAGAUUAUUCUUCAGGCUACUUAUUUGCAAACUUUACCUGAGUUACUUCUUGACCUACAGAUUUCUCGAUAGACACAUUAGAUCCCACUAGAUGUAUUCUUUCAAGUCUUCAGUGUCCUUUCGGGUAUAGCAUAGAUACUUCAGGAACUAAAUGCUCACCCUCAAAUGUGGUAUGUCGUCCUGGUUAUAAAGUAAAUUCUGAAAAGACAAAGUGUAUUCCUGAGCCAGGAUCAACAAUCCCAUUUCCUUUCUUUUUGUUGUUUGGUCUGUUCUUAAUUAUCACUUUAAUGGGCUCUUGCAUUCACAGGCCUCAGAUGAUCACUACAUGAUUGAUAAAAUUCAUAGCAGUAAUAGAAAUGCCAUAUCUGGGAGUUCAAGUUUGGUCAGCUAUUUAUAUUUCCUCAUGGGGCAUUGUGACAGGAACAGUGAUUGCUAUGAUAAUGCUUGUAUUAGGCAACAUUCUUUUCUAUAUAGUCUUCAAAAGAGUCGUUGUUAAAGACAAUGCCUACAAGCAUUGGAAAGAUAAAUACAAAUGAAGCAACCAGACAGUAUCAUUUAUAAGCCUCAUUAUCAAUUUCAAAUUCUUUCGAUGCUUCUAUUCAAAAUUCUAUGGGAUAUCUAUCUUUAAUGCUCCGUUUGAGAGGUCAACGCUAUUCUUCAGGCCAUUCGUAGUAGUUUCAGUGAUAUAUCUGCUACUUGUACUAAUCCCAGUCAUUAUUGUGGAUAUAGUCAUCUUUUACUAUGUAGAAUGGGGCUACCAGCUUCUCAUAGUCGGCAUCGAGAGUUUCACAUUUUCUAUACUCGUGAUUCUUCUUUCAUUCAUAGAGUUUUUCAAAAUUAAAAGCAAAGUCUUCAAAGAUGAUGAUGAAGACUAUCUGUCUAUCAACAAGAAAAUGUUUGACAAUGCAUACACUGUUGCUGGUGGUGCAAUUCCCAAUGGAUUAGCAGAGCCUAAUAUUACUCAGCAAAGAGUUAAAAUUCCUGCUGGACUUGAAGAAUCGAGUGCUUCCCAGAUCUACAACAGUUUUUCUUAUAACAAUGAAAAGUACUUGGAUAAAUCAGGUAUUUCCUCUAUAGAAGUCUUUAGCAAGUUCGAUAAUAAGAGGGAGUUCUUGUCUGAUGCUCAGAGACAAAAUAGGUUAAACCUGCACAAUAUCGUCAACCAGUUAGAUAAGAGGAAUCCUAUCUUUGAGUCCUCUUAUAUCAACGUAAUGGACUUAAAAGAUAACAAAAUUUUUAAGAAGAGGAAAGACUACGACCCAAACUUGAUGCUUAAAGAUGAGGAAAAUUUUGACGAAUUUGAUCGAAAAUUCUUACGCAGAAGUGUUAGCUUUGAAGACUUCAGAGAGCAUGAUGACACCUUUGCUCCUAACAAAAAAGAGCUCAUUGAAGAGAAAUGUAUUUCAUACCCACCUUCUCCUCGAGAAAUGGAGAGGAUAGACCAUUACCUCUUUGGAGAUGGAAUCGAAUUUGCUAGAGAUAAGCUCAAGGCAGAAUAUGCAUAUAAUAACCUCUAUGCUGACAAAGAGGGAGAAGAAUUUGACCCCGAGGAUGAAUUUGGCAAAAUCAGGGCAAGGAAAGUCCAAACUUAUGGGACUGAGGUUCAUACUAUCAAGAACCAAAAUUCGAAAGAAGACUUUGAUGAUGUAGAAAUUGACCCUGACCUUGUAAAUAGUAUCCUCGAUGGAGUCCUAGAGAAUCUCUCUGAUGGAGAUGAUGACCAAGACAACCAACUUGUAAGAAGAACCAAAAGACAAAGGAUGGCUCUUGCACAAAAACGAAAAAUGGAAAUACCUGACUUUGCAAUCGAAGAUAUUAUGGGAGAUUUUGAUAUUGAUGACCAAGGCAAUUAUAUAAUCGUUAGGAAUGAAGAAACAGACAAAUUAGAAGAUAAAAAUGAACAAAGAGUUAACAAAAGAGGCUACCUUAUAGACGAAGAUGGCAAUGUUAUUGAUAAACAAAGAAAUCUCAUAUUCAAGCAAAGAGAACUGGAUAGUGAUGAUGAAAUACCUCCACCUUACUCUUUUGAAAAACGUAAAAAUCAACUUUUGAAUACAAAGAAAGAUAAAAUAGAAGAAUAUGAUCUUGCUGAUUUAUCUCAAGAGGACGAUGACCAUAUAUGGAUGGAUCCAAAAGGAAAAGAUCUUGCGGAUGCAUUAUCAGGAGAUGAAACUCCAGUAGAAAGUUUGAUGGGAGAAACGCCUGGUUACCAACCCAGAAAUAUCCAAAAACUCACAAAUUCAAUAGAUCCUAAAAAUUCGACUAUCCAUGAAGAAAACAUUAAUUUGGAUAUAGAAAGUCAGAAGGAAACUCUUAAAUUAGAGUCUCCUCAAAUGCCAAAUUCGAAGUCCUCAAGGAAAACUAAAAGAUUAAUCAGUGCUCGUAUUAAAGGAAUUACUGAAAACCCAAGGCCUGGGACUACCAACAACACAUAUAUCCGAGAUGUUCCGUUUUAUAUGCCUAGCACCAUAAAUGUAGAGCCCAUUAAAAUGACUCCAAAGAGGAGGCUCAGAAAGAAACCUUUUGUUGAUGAUUCUCUUAAGAGAAUCUACGGAAAUAUUGACCCGUUCCUUUACAGAGACGAUGUCAAAAAGUCCUCAGUGAAAGUAGAUCGAGUAACUGACUUAAGAAUGAGAAAGAGGCUACUUGACCCAUUCAAACUUGCUGAAUCUGCUGAACUUAAUGGGAAACUAGACUCUAUUAAGCUAGAUGAUGAGACAGAAUCAAAUGUAGAUAGGUAUUCUCGUCUUGAAAGAGUAUCUUCCAAGUACCAAGAGCGAACCAUGUUCGGUCUUCCAUUCGGAGAACGAAGAUAAAUAAUCUUGAAGGUAUUUAUAGACUUGAGGACAAACCAGGAAAAAACUUAUCUUCUUAAAAUAUU
Molecule: messenger RNA, 6806 nt
Organism: Moneuplotes crassus
Lineage: Eukaryota; Ciliophora; Spirotrichea; Euplotida; Euplotidae
Source: the annotation of a GenBank genome assembly